AUGGCAGAUGUUUGCCAUGGCUCCGGAUUGCUCGUCAGUGAUAUAGCCCUCGAGUUCGGACACGAUGCAUUCGAGGACAAUGACGUGGGCAUAAGGUUCACGCCGUCCUUCGCAGCAAACCUGCGAGAGACGGUGGAGAAGCUUCAGAAUUGUCAGCCUGGCGGUGCUCUCCUUUUGGAAGGUCAUACACCAGGCCUCCCGGCGGAUAACAACCCAAUGCGCUGCAGCAUUGGUGAGGAGGCUGCGACUCUGUUGCGCGAUCACCUGGAGCGGGAGGGCGUGCGCCGUCCCAUUCGCUGCAUUGGCUAUGGAAGUGCAGAGGGCCUUGGCCUCCGCGUGCGUGUGCGCCUGGAGGGAACGGAAACCCCAGACACACAAGCUCCUCCGACGCCGGCAAAUGCGACGAGUGCAAUUCAGGAUACUCUCCGGCAGAUACGCCAUGAAAUCCACCAGCUGUCCUGUUCCAUGCCAUUGACAUUCAAAUCGAAUUCGUCGGAUUUGUCACAAGAAGGGACAUGCUUUGUACUCAAGACCGCCAAGCUCGCUCGUUCACAUCCCGAGCUGACCAUCCAGUGCUCAGGCUUCGCCAAGGGACUUCCGGAGGAAGACAACCAAGCAAAGCGCGAGCUUUCAAAGCUCCGAGCGGAUGCCGUAGCGAAGACGCUGCAGAAGCAUGGUGUCCGCAACAAGAUUCUCAGCUACGGUUUCGGUUCGGCGCUGGGCUCCGGGCUUUGUGCCAGUGUGGACUUCCUUGCACCCGACGACGAUGCAGAAGGAAACGAAUUUCGGUCUAUCCCCAAUGCCGAGCUCGUCACCGAAGAGCAGGAAGGUGCGGUAGUGGACGCUCUGCUGAAGGAGCUUCUGCUGCAAUUCUCCUUCGAGCCGAACGGUGUAAGGAUCUCGGCUUCCCCUUUGCUGCGCAUGGUAGCACUGGUCCUGAAGUCUUUCCCUUCCUGGAUUAUCAGGUGCGAAGGUCAUGCGAAGGGCUUGCCGAAGGAGAACAGCCUAGAGAAGAAGCAGCUGUCCUUGGCUCGAUCGGAAAAUGUUCGGAAAGCUCUGCAGGAACUUGGAGUGCGCAACCCGAUUCACUGCUUCGGCUAUGGCUCUGAGAUGGGCAUAGGGAAAGCCGUCCGAAUGUAUGCUCUGGAGCGACAAGGUGCACUGCGUAUUCCGGAGCUCACAGACAUGACUGCAGACGACAGGGAGAAGGAGCUGAAUCGCUUGCUGGAGCAAAUGCUGAGCAGCAACAUCGAUUUCGUCCCGAACCAGACAGCCAUCCCGAAGUCUGCUGGAGGUGUGUUAUCCAGCAUCGCCGACUUGCUGCGGGCUUUCCCGGAUGAGAUGGUGCUUGUAUGUGAGGCACAUGCACGGGGCUUGCCAGAGGAACACUCGGAGAGCAAGGAGAAGUUGACGAGGCGCCGAGCAGAGCUUUGGUGCCAAGAACUUCGAUCUCGCGGGGUCCUUCAAGAUUUGCAAUGCCGUGGAGCUGGAUGUGCAGAAGGGCUGGGGCCAUGCAUUCGCAUGUGGGUGACCUCACAGGCUCCGGUCGAGUCUCCAGCGGUGAGCGACCAGGAAGACCCUCGGACUAGGGUCAAUGUGCUGUUGGCCGCCGCUCUCGAGAAGGAUGGGGCCGUCAAGUUCGCAACGAACUCUUAUCAGGUUCCAGCCGCCGCAGCAGGGGUGAUCAAAGCACUAGCAACUGUCCUUGCGACCUGCCCGCAGUGUCCCAUCUGUGUGGAGGGCCAUGCCAAAGGCCAGCCAGGAGAGAAUAGUGAAGCGAAGCAGCGACUGUCACGAAUGCGUGCAGAGGCUCUGAAAGUGGAACUGAGAAAGGCUGGAGUUUCGAACUCCAUCCGCUGCAUUGGCCGAGGAAGUGAUGGUGGACUGGGCACUUGCUUUCAGGUUGUGGUGGACGAAGGCCAGACAAGCCUCGAGGAGACGGAGGUGGCCCUCCAGGACACGCAGCUCAGUGUGGAAGAGCGUCGCAGGCUGCUGGAAGAACGGUUGGAUGCGAUUCUUGAUGGGGGCUUUAAAUUCCAGCCAAACACGAUGGAGCUUCAGCUGGGAUCAGCCAUUGCGCUGUCCAAAGUGGCACAACUGCUCAAGGCUUUCCCGGAUGUCGCAGUAGAAAGCGUGGGACAUGCCAAAGGCCGUCCAGAGGACAACAACGAUGCCAGAGUUCGGCUUUCAGAGGACCGAGCAGCAGUUGUUCGACGGGCCUUGGUGGCUGAAGGAGUUGCCAAUGCCAUCACGUGUACAGGGGUUGGCUCCUCGCUCGGCCUAGGAACGAAGGUCUGUUUGCGGACAGUCCACCCAGGCUGA
This is a messenger RNA of Symbiodinium sp. CCMP2456, 2322 nucleotides long. The record is from the annotation of a GenBank genome assembly. Lineage: Eukaryota; Dinophyceae; Suessiales; Symbiodiniaceae.